AUGUCUGCUCAGAUCGAGAAAGUAGAGUCCGCGGACUAUGACCACAGUGUCGCCACCAGAACGACCUCUUCUUCGAUAUGGGACCACCUCAACGGAGAAGUCGAUCCCGCACAGUCCACAGGCCCCCUUGCCGCCUUCUGCUUCAUGACAGGGUUCAUUGACUGCAUCUCCUUCUCCGCCAUCUUCGUCUGGUGCGGCUUCCAAACCGGCAACUUCGCCCAGCUCGCCCUCGCCAUCGCGCGCCUCUUCGAGUUCACCCCCUCCGCCACCCCGGGCGCCCCCUCCCUCCGCGAUGCCUCCUUCCACAAAGCAGACCAGCAGGCCCUCACCUCCCUCAUCACCUUCAACCUCGGGGCCUUCAUCGGCCGCCUCGGCGACAAGAUGGGCAACCAGACUCGCAAGUGGCUCGUCCUAGGCACGUUCAUCCAGGCGCUCUUCACGAUGGCCGCGGCGCUCGCGUCGUGGAAGAGCGGGCAGGGCGGUGUGGGCAUAUUGGGCCUCGGGCCGAAUGGCGGGAUUGGGGGCAGCAUUGCCGACGACAGAGGCGAUCCGGCGUGGACGAAUACCCUCAGUUUCGUCGCUAUCGGCUUCAUGAGCGCGAGUCUCGGCGUGCAGGGCAUCAUGGGCAAGCGCCUCAACACACAGUUCACCACUACGAUCGUCCUAACUACCGUCUGGGUCGAGCUCAUGUCCGACCCCCGCCUCUUCUCUCUGCGCCGCAGCGUCAUCACGCGCGACCACAAGCUCAUCGCCGCCUCCUCGCUCUUCCUCGGCGCCUUCGUCUCCCGCGCCAUCCUCUUCAAGCUCGGCGCCGCCGGCGCGCUGGGCGUCGGCGUCGGGGUGCGCCUGCUCAUCACCGCCGCGUGGCUGUUCGUGCCGGGGAAGAAGGCAGUGAAAAACGAGAAGUCGUAA
This is a messenger RNA of Pleurotus ostreatus (oyster mushroom), 912 nucleotides long. RefSeq lists its product as uncharacterized. The record is from RefSeq and is a predicted model, not a curated record. NCBI's taxonomy places the organism in Eukaryota, Fungi, Basidiomycota, Agaricomycetes, Agaricales, Pleurotaceae. Bases 1 to 912 code for a protein of 303 amino acids. The transcript has 4 exons.